Molecule: messenger RNA, 1746 nt
Organism: Kalmanozyma brasiliensis GHG001
Lineage: Eukaryota; Fungi; Basidiomycota; Ustilaginomycetes; Ustilaginales
Exons: 2
Coding region: 1-1746 (581 amino acids)
Source: RefSeq, a predicted model, not a curated record
AUGCUCCUACAACCCUCUAUGAUGCCCCGUGCUCCCGCACUGUGGGAACGGCAAGGGCCCGGCGGCGGGGCGGGCGCGACCACCACCACCCAGGACGCCUUUGAUAGCUUCACCUCUGACCUCUUCGGCGGCGCUGACAACACCGAUUCCAUCGUCUCCACCGCGUCGGGAAGAACCACAACUACCAGGGUCGCGCCCACUACCACUGCCACUACUCGUCGAACCACUGCUACCACAUCUACCUCAAAUGGCCUGCCUACACCAACAGCUGCUGCACCCACCACCACUUCCACUACUACCUCUUCCACGACUUCGAGCACGCCCACCUCGACUUCCACCUCUUCCACUUCCUCCAUCAUCAUCACCACCUCCUCGCCCACCACACUUGUCUCCACGUCCCUCUCUGUCUCGGGUACGAGCACCUCUCAAGUCGUCGUCACCACCGUUGUUACCCCCGUGGUCACCACCACUUCCUCUCCCAAUCGAGCCGACGCCAAUCGCUCCAGCUCCAAUGGCGGUCUCAUUGGCGGGAUUGUAGGUGGCGUCGUAGGCGGUCUUUUGCUGCUCGCCCUCUUGAUCGCCCUCUGCGUCUUUGCCAAGAGACGCAAUUCGCGUAAGGGCGGCGCCGGCGAUUACAGUCACAGCGAUGGUGCCUGGCCUAGCUUCUCUCCCCAGAAUGACCACGUCGGUGCUUCACAUACCGCUGCUGGUGUUGGAGGCGCGGCUGCUGGCAUGGGUGCUUUGGCUGGUGCUGCGGCUGCCGACUCUCGCAGGAGCCGCAAGCGUCGCGACCAGACCAGUGCGACCCUUCCUGCCCAGUUCGCCAACGACGAUGACCCGGAGAGGUACGGCUAUAACGGCUCGUCCCAAGCUCACGGCACAGCUUACAACAACACAGCCGCCAACAACUACCAGGACUACGACGCUUACAAUGGCUAUGCUGGCAACGGCUACCCCGACAUGCAGGAGCGUCCUGCGCGCAACGGUGCUACUGCUCUCGCUGCUGGUGCUGCGGCUGGUGGUGCCACUUCGUAUCUCUAUAACAACACCAGUCCAGGCAGGGAAACCAACCGACGCUCUUCCCAUGGCCACGGGUCGUACAACACCUCGAACGAUGGCUACAAUACUGCGCAGAUGUCGCCCAACACCAUGUCGAGCGAGCUGGCGCCUGCUCCCUGGACGCUGCCCAUGAUGGGCUGGCAAGACACCCACGGUCCUUACUCGGUCGCUGGAGUUGGUCAGAACCUUGCUGGCAUGGGCGCCGGUGCGGGUCCUCAGGCUCAAUUCAUGGUCUCGCCUUCGGAAGCCAACGUUGCUGCGGCGGCUCGUGCUGCUCGUGCUGCACCCGCCCAGACCCGCUCGCCCGGUCCGGACUACAGCCACUUUGACCCUCCCGAGGUGCGCGAUGCGCGUGCACGCGAAGCAGCCGGUGCCGCCCUCCGCGGCAAUACUUCGAGAAGUCGCCAGAACUCGUACAAUGCUACCUCGCCGAGGAGGCAGAGCAGGAGGCCGUCGAGCAACCUCGGCAGCCCUGUGGCGGAGAAUGGCGCAUACAACGCCAACGCCCCUCCUGCGUAUGUCGAUGCACAAGACGCGCUCGAGGAGAUGGACGAGCAGCCCAGGAGAUUGCAUCUGACCAAUGCUGAGCCAGAUGUUAGCGAUGAGAGCAGCAGGGGUGGGCCGAGCAGGAGGCCGGCGCAUAACCAUAAGGAUGCUCCGCCUGCCGCGACGUAUAGGCAGAACUAA